Molecule: messenger RNA, 210 nt
Organism: Exophiala aquamarina CBS 119918
Lineage: Eukaryota; Fungi; Ascomycota; Eurotiomycetes; Chaetothyriales; Herpotrichiellaceae
Exons: 3
Biological process (GO): mitochondrial respiratory chain complex II assembly
Cellular component (GO): mitochondrion
Source: RefSeq, a predicted model, not a curated record
GAGGUCCUGAAACUAUAUCGACAAUGCCUACGCGAGGCUAUGAAGAAGCCUGAGGCAUCAAGGCAGAACUUUCGCAAUGCCGCCCGGCGAGAAUUUCGUAAGAACCAGAACAUCGACAAAAAGGAUUUUGGCGCCGUGGAGACCUUGCUCAGAAUGGGGCAUCGGAAACUCGAGCUCUACUCGUCACCCGGAGUUAAGGACAUUCAUUGA